Molecule: messenger RNA, 480 nt
Organism: Staurois parvus
Lineage: Eukaryota; Metazoa; Chordata; Amphibia; Anura; Ranidae
Source: the annotation of a GenBank genome assembly
AUGGGCCCCUGUACCGCCUCCUCAUGCUGCUGCCAGGCCCGUAAUCUGCCAUGGGCCCCCGUACCGACUCCUCAUGCUGCUGCCAGGCCCGUAAUCUGUCAUGGGUCCCUGUACCGCCUCCUCAUGCUGCUGCCAGGUCCAGAGUGUGUCAUGGGUCCCUGUACGGCCUCCCAUUGCUGCUAUCUCCAUCGCCACACUCUGCCAUGUGCCACUUUCAGGUCCUCCUCACACUGCUGGGUUGGUUUCCAUUUUUUGUCAUAGGGGUGCUGUAUGGCCUCCCAUUGCUGCUGCCUCCACCGCCACACUGUGGCUCCACACUCUGGUUUUGGCCCCGUGACUGCCCAAAUGAGUGAAGUGUGCAGUGAUUCUAAGAUCGACGGCACUCAUCUGCAUGUCAUACUGACUGUCAGUAUUAUUUCUCUUCCCCAGCAGGACUCCAAGGCAUUUAAAUUAAAGGUACAGUGUUCUGCACUAAUAUAA